CAGAAGCAACGACCCUGCCCAAGUGGCCAAAGUGGCUGAAGUGCCCAUCACCAACAACCACCAACGCCAUCACGAGUACCACCAAUACUGCGGCAGCAUCAUCAGCUGAAUACGAGGAACACGGUAAUCGGUGAGCGGUUCUACGCCGUCGUACAAUGCUGUACGAGUGCUUGAUAGUAUGAAAAAAAUGGACUUUGUGAAAGCUGUAGUUGUAUGCCGUCUCCCGCCCACUAUACCGAGGUGUUUGAAUCCGAAUCAGCUCAGCUGGUUAGCCUGCUAAGUUUGUGCGUGUAUAGCGUGUGAAGGAAGUAGUAGCUAGUAAAGGAUUGAGAAAGCCGGUGUCACGCGUGCGAAGCAACAAGGACCGUACUAAGGUCCAAAAGAGAUCCGACAGGUUGCCUGUAGGGAAGUCAUUUCUACUUCUGAUCUGUGAUGAGUUUAUAAUCAAGUCUAUAGUACACUGAGGCAGACGAGUCGUUGUCGUUGGUGGCAUACUGGUGACAGCGCCAACGGGAAAUUUGCCUUGUUAUUAUUGUAAUUUUCGACGUUGUUGUUUUUAUUUUCUCUGAGUUAAUCAGAUUGUCAUUGGUCACUCUUCGUUUGGUUAUUGCCUUCGGCGGAUAUUGGAUGCUAUCAACACGAGUAGAAGAUACGACGGACGGACGGACGGACGGGCGGGCGGAUUAACUUACUCUACUUCCUUUUAAUCAAAGCCUGUACGGGAUUUACAUGUAGAGUGAACGUGGAUGACAAUCGUGAGGGAUACUGUUAUGUACUGAGUGACUGGGAGAUACUAGGAUCGUGUUCUCAGCAGCGCGAUCUGAGGCUGUACUAUACAGCUGUGCACAAGUGAAUGUAGCGGGAGACGUGGUGAGGUGAGGCUUGACAAAAAUCGAUGGAGAAUGAACAGGCGAAACGAAUAACCUAAACAGACUUUACAGUGGUGAACACACGAUAUUACUCUACGACAGUAAACAGACGUAAUCAGAAGCUCCCUGCCAAAGUGUCUUGGCCACCAUGGCCGGUCCGGAUCUCAAAUGUCUCCGAUGUAGGACGACGGUCUACCCCGUGGACAAAGUUGGUCCCCUCAAAGACUUUACCUUUUUCCACCAAGGUUGUUUCAAAUGCAAAAUAUGUGGGACAAAGCUGACCCUCAAGACCUAUUUUAACAAUCUACAGAAUCAGGAUGAUCAAGAGGUUUACUGUCAGAACCACGCGCCGAAACAGGGUCCAGGCACUCUCGACGGCACUGCUGUGGGCAUCAAAGCAGCAAUGUCCGUUCCGAAAACGCAUAACCUGAUUAACGAGCAGAUCCGGGGCCUCGGCCACUCUGGCACUCUCGAUCCCACAGAUUCGUUUAAACGCGGAGGAAAUGGGCACAUAGGUGAUUUUAAACAUGGCGUCAAAAAUCAUGGUCGGUUCGACGCUUCGGCGUUACACAUCACGCACGCACUACAAGCCGCGCGUCUUGCUUCCUCCAAAUACUACAACGAGAAUGCACGCCAUCUAGGAGUCAGUGUGGAUGCGGAAACGCAGCGAACACUAGAGAUGCGGCAUCGCAUGGAAGAGGACGACCUUUACCGGCAAUUCGCAAAGAAACGUGUAGAAGAAGAAAACGUUAUCCAGCAUCAGAUUAGGGAAGAAUGGGAGAAAGAAUUGGAAAAGUUGACAUCUCGUUACCAUCAAGAGAUUCGACGAAAACGGAAUAAUUUCACCGUAACCCCAGACGAGGAACGGGCAAUGACAAUGCGCCACCAAAAAGAUAAGGACGAUCUGGAAAAGAACAUGACCGUUAAACUCGAUAGGAGGAAGGAGGCCCUUACUCAGCGCCUGAUCGAGGCGGAACGUGCGGCCACGGCUGACCUCGUCGAGAAGCAUGCUGAAGAAAUGCUUAAUCUGAUCAAUGAAAAGCGUGAAGAGAUUGUGAAGCGCGAUGGCGAGGCACACAAUUCGACAUAUCCCCUACAUCCACCGUCGCCGAGUCACGCGUCCAUCUCGAAGCUAGAUAUUUACGUGGAUCCAUCGGUGUUCCGAGAACUUGACCAGCAAGCGAUCAACGUCGCCCAGGCUGAUCAGAGAACGUUUACUGAUCUGGUCCGACAGCUGACGUACAACUGCGAAACAGAUGUGGAGAAGGCCAGAGCCAUAUUCCGAUGGAUUACGGUGAAGAAUUUGAAUCAGAUGACAUUUGAUGAUUCGGUUAAUGCGGAUACCCCGAUGGGUAUCCUUCGAGGCAUAAAACACGGAACAGAAAGUUACCAUGUUCUUUUCAAGAGGCUCUGUAGCUACGCCGGCCUGCACUGUGUCGUGAUUAAGGGGUACUCGAAGAGUGCGGGCUAUCUCCCAGGAAUCAGGUUCGAUGACAGUCGCUUCCGUAACUCGUGGAAUGCCGUUUAUGUGGCUGGAGCAUGGCGUUUCGUGCAGUGUAAUUGGGGUGCUCGACAUCUUGUUAACGCCAAAGAGGUGCCGAGAAAUGGUUCCCGAAGUGAAUCGGACAAGCUUCGUUACGAGUACGACGACCAUUAUUUCUUGACUGAUGCUCGCGAAUUUGUGUAUGAAUUCUUCCCACAAAGUUCCGAAUGGCAGCUGUUGAAACGACCCAUCACAUUGCGCGACUUCGAAGAGCUACCAUUUGUUCGAUCACUUUUUUUCAGAUACGGACUGUACUUUCCGGAUCCAGAGACCAAGGCAACCCUCUACACCGAUCACACCGGGGGAGCUACAAUACGCGUGGCCAUGCCCCACGAACCCCGACACUCGUUAAUCUUCCACUACGCUCUGAAGUAUCUGGAUAGUUACAGCGAUCAGACGAUGGACGCCUUCGACGGGGUGUCACUCAAACGAUUCGUGAUGCAAUCUGUCGUUGAUAAUGUCGUCGCUUUUAGGGUACACGCGCCUUGCAGUGGAACUUUUCUUCUGGACAUUUUCGCAAACUCGGUGUCUCCCGAAGAGUACCUCACUGGGGAACCAAUGAAGUUCAAGAGUGUCACGAAGUUCCGUAUUGUCUGCGAAGACCUCCAAACAGUCAUGGUGCCCUUACCGGAGUGUGCCGGCGGGGAAUGGGGUCCAGAAAAGGCCUUGCGGCUUUUCGGCCUCGAUGCUAUCAGCCAUGAGGACGCUCUCAUCUUUUCAGGCCGAGAGCUGCAGAUACAGUUCCGUAUGACUCGACCUUUAUCCGAUUUUCUCGCUGCACUGCACAUGAACGGUUGUGACGAAAAGAAGCUCUCCAAGUUCGUAUCGCACUCAGCUAGUGGCGAUCUAGUAACAUUCUUCUUGAGCUUCCCUGAAGACGGCCAGUACGGCCUGGACAUCUACACUAGGGAUCCGAACGAGCCGCAUUCGAACGGCCAUUUUGAUUCUCGGAAUAAGGACAAGCAGUUAUUAACUCACUGUUGCAAAUAUCUUAUCAAUGUUAGUAGAUGCUAAGUGGCAAAAACCGAUAGCAUGUAACCGCUCUGUCUCUGAACCGUGCUCUGUACGACAUUUUUUCAUCUAAUAUCGAACAGCUACGAAAUGUUCCAGGGCUAGCGAGUUUUCGGGACAAAGUCGACGAAGAUGUCACGCACCGAAGUCUACCCAUCAUCUCGUUUCGUGUGAAGGUCGAGAAGAUUACAAGCGUCUAGCAUGGCUGUUGACACUGGUUUUAGUCGAUUCAUGCGUUUUACCCUUGCUUGCUUAUCUGCAUAGCCCACUUGAAGAACGGAAAUAGUCCAAUAUCUAUAGUUUUUUUUCAGUUCUUGAAUUUAUAGAAAUCGUAAAUAUCGAAUAAACGUAUUAUGCAACUUUGUUAACAAUGAACUCCUCAGACUCCGUUAGUAUCUAUAAUGCAUAACUGAUCUAAAUAGUGAAAUAUACCUAGUUUCGGACCUGUGUAGGUUAGGCUUUGUAUAUACCGCACAAGUAGACCGCCAUCACAGCAGAUAACAACCUUUCCUUAACAAGGGUCCUAAUAGAUAAGGUUAAAUCAAGUCAAGAUAUUUUGCCCCAUAACACGGUCAACUAUAUAACGUAUAUAUAGAUAUUAACACACUAUAUUCAAGCCUCGUAAUAACGCUUUGUUGGUAUGUUCAAUUACUAGAUGAUACAUAACUUAGCCAAGAGUCAAAAAUUGCUUUUCGCACAAACAUAGCCGUUAAGAAACGCCCGUGUCCGACCAUAUUAGCUCACGAACUGAUCGUUUACACACACUAGCAGCGCUGUUACUAUUGACAUCAAUGUUGAUUUUUUUUUUUGUCGAAUUCUAUAAAUUCCUAAUUUAUUGAUGAUAGAAACAACAUCGCCGGGCUAAAGCUAUGUUAUUUGUAAUAUAUACUCAGAGUCGCUCGAAGUGUAGCCUCUUGGCUAUACGUGCUUACGAGCAAAGACCUCUGUAUAAAGUGACGAUAUGGAUUUAGCGGAAUUGAAACCAGUGAGCUAACAACGUUUCGACGGUGCGCAACGUCAGAACGGACGAAAUUCAAGGGGCCUAUAAAUUUACAGAACAGUACGGGGUCACUUUCAUGUAAAAGCUAUCUUCUGUAUCUAUUUGUCUGCAAUAUAUAUACAUAUAUGUAAUAAUAAGAGACAUGAGGAGUAUAACUGUCAACUGUUUAUACUAAUAAACAUAAUGAAGAAACAUAUUAUUCGAAUUCAUAUAUAUAUAUAUACACCUAUAUAUACGCGGGAUGUUCUCGCAAGCUCGUCGCAGGCCAUGUAUUCUGAGGCAAGAUUACUGUUAAACGUAUCCAUAAGCUCACUUUCUUGAGAAUGUUUUUUUUUUUUUAUCUACUUCGAUUACAAAGCCAUUACCCCAGUUGUGGUCCAAUAAUAGACCUAAAUCAAUGUGUGCGUACAACAACUAACCUCUCUGUUUCCGCUAAUCCUAAUAGAAACCCGCGUCAAGAAAACGCAAACGAGUUAUAUUACACAAAUAUAUAACACAAAAGCGAUGCGUUUUAAGGCAUGAGUUGGCGAGUGCACCAUAUACGAUACUCUGAUCGCGGUAGAAGACCAUAUAUGUCAUGUGGGGAAAACGACGUGAUAUGGGAAAGACAGUGCGAAACAACGCACAAGUGCUUCCCCAUAUACACAUGCAAAAUAUGCUCUGCUCGCUUGUAUGGCAACGCGCUCUGCCGUAGCAAACAUCUUAAUAUGUGGGUCAACGUCGUAAAACGCAAAUGGAAUAUAUAUAAAAAUCAUCUGGUUGCACUAUGACCAUGUUGUACCUUCUGAGCUUACACACACAUGACCUCGACGAGUAGGGCUACACAGGCAAUGCGAGGCCGUAGGUGAUUUUAUAAUUUGAAGUAAUAAAAAAAAUGGAGUGUGUUCGAGGAAGCACGAAAGUCUGUCAAAAUCCGUAUUAUACAAACCGUACGAUACGUCGCGAAGACUCGUGUACACGGACGAUGAAUAGCGAUGAUGCAAUGAUAAGUAAAGAUCAAAUGGUACUAAUAAAAAUGUCGACAGUUAUUU
Molecule: messenger RNA, 5454 nt
Organism: Varroa destructor (honeybee mite)
Lineage: Eukaryota; Metazoa; Arthropoda; Arachnida; Mesostigmata; Varroidae
Gene: Hil
Product: peptidase hillarin
Source: RefSeq, a predicted model, not a curated record